Molecule: messenger RNA, 980 nt
Organism: Sinocyclocheilus anshuiensis
Lineage: Eukaryota; Metazoa; Chordata; Actinopteri; Cypriniformes; Cyprinidae
Product: CD27 antigen-like
Exons: 6
Coding region: 61-690 (209 amino acids)
Biological process (GO): immune response; signal transduction; negative regulation of apoptotic process
Cellular component (GO): membrane; external side of plasma membrane
Molecular function (GO): transmembrane signaling receptor activity; protein binding
Source: RefSeq, a predicted model, not a curated record
ACUACUUCUCACUUCACCAAACACACUGUGCAGACAGAGGAGAGGGGAAAGUGUAGUAAGAUGCUUGCCCUGCUCAGUGUCCUCCUGCUUUCAUCACAUGUCCUUCCUCUCGUCCAAUCACAGUCGUGCGAUGACAAAACAGAGUACUUAAAUGACAAAACAUGCUGCACAAAAUGUAAACCAGGAGAGUAUGUGUUAGAGAACUGCAAACAAAAAAUGCCUGUUACUCUGUGUGCCCCAUGUGGAAAUGGCUUCUUCACGGACGACUAUAACAGCAAUUACAACUGGUGCUCUCAUUGUACAACGUGCACCAAAGACCAUAUGAAGUAUGAGAAGAAUUGUACGGCGACAAGUGAUGCAGUGUGCACGUGUGUUGAGGGCUACAGAUGCAGAGACAGUAAAUGCCAGGAGUGUGAGAAGAUUCAGACAGCUACUGUUUCUUCUCCUGCUUCUACUAAAACAAUACCGCCCACCCAUGACAUGCACGACAAUAUGGAUGGAUCAUGCCAACAUCACCCGGUCUCUGGCGCACCGACAAGAGCAACUUUGGAUCCAGUCAGUGCACAGAGGAAGAGGAGGUACCAAUGCCAGUGCAGGAGAUGUGUGGAAAGACUGAAAAACUGGAGGAUGUCUGAGAAAAGAGCGGGAAGAAGACCACUGAUGCGUCUAUGGAUUGAGUAUUUACUCUGAUACAAACCUGCUGCUGCCAUUUACGCAAGAGAAAAUCUGCACUCAGGUGGCCCAUCUGAAGGUUCUGUGAGAAUGACUGUCCUUCCUGAGAAAUGCUGAUAGAGAGAGAUUUGUAUUGCCACUGCACAUAAGCACACACUCAACAUACAACAUAGAGCUAAUCUUUUUCAACAAAUGAAGGUUUUAUUCUCUGCACGCUUGUUUGUAUUUAUAAUUGGGUAGUUUUUGCACAGCAUGCCCAUGGACUUCUUUUAGGUGUAUAUGUAUAUGUAUGAAUGUAUAAGGUAAAG